Molecule: messenger RNA, 3428 nt
Organism: Rosa rugosa (rugosa rose)
Lineage: Eukaryota; Viridiplantae; Streptophyta; Magnoliopsida; Rosales; Rosaceae
Product: methionine aminopeptidase 1A-like
Exons: 10
Coding region: 479-994 (171 amino acids)
Source: RefSeq, a predicted model, not a curated record
AUUGCGCCCGACCCCAAAAUUGAAACACAAACCCUAAGCUCAGUGUCGACCUCCAUUCUCAACCCAGACUCGAGCUCCUCCUAAACUCGAGCUCCUCUUCCUGCUCCUCACCAUCACAAUCCUCCCUCCUCCAUUUUCGGGCGGAAUCUGAAGCGCCGAGAUCCCGACCUCGAUCUAAAAUUGAAGUAACAGCUCUGAAUCCUGACCCCGGCCUCGAUCUGAGAUUGGUAGAGUUGAAGAAAUUAAAGAGGAAUGGUUCUUUCCUCUCAAGCCCCACCGAAGUCGGGGUUGGAGCCCUAAACCCGAACACAGCAACCCAGCUGCACUCAACUGCGCCGUUUCUGACUCUCUCCGUGACUACGUGUCUCCGUCUCCGCCGUUUCUGACUCUCCGUCUCAGCCUCUCCGAGCUCCAGAUUGGAGCUACUUUCCCUCUCAACUCAAACCCUAGCCCCUCCUCCUCUUGUCUCACAGCUCGCAUGAGGCUACUGAAUGCGAUCAUGGCCGACGUCGUCACCCUGUCGUGUGCUCGUUGCAGCAAACCCGCCAAUCUUCAGUGUCCCAAGUGUGUGGCAUUGAAGCUUCCUCGUGAAGAUGCCGCUUUCUGCACUCAGGAUUGUUUUAAGGCUUUGUGGAGCUUGCAUAAAUCAGUACAUUUAAAGGCCAAGCAGUCCAAUGGGGCGGGAAAUCCAGAGAAUGAAGGCUGGCAAUAUUGCAUGAAGAAAGGACAGGGUCGAACUCCGAAACUUCUUUAUUUUGAUUGGACAGGGACAUUGAGACCAUAUCCUAUAUCUAGUAAGCGUGUGGUACCUUCUCAUAUUGAUCUACCUGAUUGGGCAGCUGAUGGAAUCCCAAAAGAGGAACCCAGUAGUGACCUGCAGCGUGUUGUUGAGAACAAAUGGAGGACUUUGAGAUUUCAAACCACUGAGCUUCUCUCUAUUUUGCUUCAAUACCAGAAAUCUACUUCUCUUGGAGAAGAUAAGCAAAUUUUAUAAAAGAUUUGGAGUAUUUCUUCUCCUUUAUGUUCAAUUUUUUUUGUUUUUGCACAGGCAGAAGCAAUAAUCAAAAACGAAUAUACAUCACUACUUGGAGAUGAGGCAAAGGGUUGGUUGGAUACCACAUAUCUGUCCCAAUCUAGCAAUUUUCGUAUCUCAAGAAGAAAUAAGUGCAGGGAACAACAUUUGUUCUGCAAGAGAGAGCUGAACUUAGGCAAAGACUAUUGACAAUCAUGUCCACUGGUACAAGAGUUAAAGAGGUAAUCGAGGAGUUUAUUUCCUUAUAUCAAAGUAUAGGUGAAUUGGAACUCCAAGAAGGGGAAUGGGAAAUGGUUUGGAGUUGACAGGUAAUAAGAGUCAUGUUCAAGUGAAGAUUUACAUAAAUGUGAUAACAAAAAGGUUAUUUGUUUGUACUGGAUUAUCUAAAAUCCUAAAUGAAAUGAAAUAAAAUAAAAUAAAGAAUGAUGAAAUAUGUAAAAUAGGUUGGUUUAUAACUGCUUAUAAUUGAUCUCAGCCCUAAGAGUUAUGAGGAAAAGUGCAUGCAGGCAUGAUGUCCUAUCUGAGUUUAAGUCUUUAAUAUGAUUUCAGUAAUCGGAGUAUUAACUGAGAGACUAGACAAAGUAGAGAAGUAGGGAGUUUGAAAAAGUAAUCGGAGUAUUGACAAAGAAGUUUGGCAAUGCUUAUUCCUGCCUCAAAGAAAGUUAAGCUUCAAAUUUUUUUUUUUUUUUUUUGGGGUCAGUUUUGCUAAGGCGGAAGCUGUCGUUUUUGUCAAUGCUUUUGUUAGUUCAUUUACGAUUGAUCAAUAAUUCAUUUAUGGUGUAGAAAACAUAUCUUACUUUCAUUGGGUAUCUGGCUAUAGAAAGUUACGUAGUAACUCCCAAAGCAUUCUGAUGUCUGAAAAUUAGAAGCCUUGCCUCAGGUGGAUGAAGUAAUUGUAUUAAAUUUGUAGAACUAAGCCUCACCUUGGUUAGAUUAAGCUGCUUUUUGUUCUCAUCAGUUGAAUGGGAUAUUAGGCAGUAUUUGCUUCAUCGUUUACUUCUCCGUUCAUUUGGCUAAGCAGAUAAGAUACAAUUGGUAGUAGAUAUCAGCAUAACUAUAUGUGUCUCUCCAUUCAUUUGGCUAAUCAUAUAUGGUAUGAUUCAUCAGCUGCUUUUUGUUCUCAUCAAUUGAUGCACUUUCUGUUGUGAUGUUAUUUUAUAUUACUCAUAUUUUUAGAAUUUGCAAUCCAUACAUAAUAACAUCUACCUUUGGAUUUCAUAAAAGCUGAAAAUUGCUCUGGUUUUCAUCUUUUGAUUUUAAUGGUUUUCACACUUUACCGAUAUUGUAUGCUUUUGAGAUGAACUUUCAACCUCCCACUUUAUUCUUUUCCCAUGUUUGUAAAAAGUUUUUUUUUUUGGUUGUGAAAAGGAGAAUUUGUAUAUUACUGCAUUCACUGUUAAGGAUGAGCAAAUGGGACGCAGCCACUGAGGUCAACAUUCUGUCGGGAAUGCCUCCGUUUGGGGUGUAACGUCGGAGCAUUCAUUUAGUUGUUUAGUUUCAAAGCCUUAGCUGAAAGAUAACCAAAUUAGGAUAACAAUAAAAAAUUGUGUAACAUUACUCUUCUCUUCAGCUCUAUGUUUUGUGCUGCUGUUCUUUCAUUCUAGGCUUUGAAGUAACUUAGCUUCUCAGGUAUAUACCUUUUCAUAGGUUUCUGUCUCUUUCUGUGAAUAUGGUUUUUUAUUCUUACUGCCUAUAUACUUCACUCAAACCUUUUGGUUGCUGAUUUCAUCUGAACCUUCAUUUCAGUUCUUUUGGAAGGUUUGAUUUCAGUUGAUAAUUUUUAAAUCAAUAUGAACAUGCUGAUAUAUUUUCCAGCUCUUGGUUAGAUUUAUAGAUAGGCUGUGAAUUUCUGAUGUCUUGGAUGGUCUUUGAUAUGAUCAUUUCGUAAUAUGCAAUUAUGCAUGUCGAAUGUACAAUCUCUAAUGUCAGGUGGAUAUGAUCAAUAGAUAUGGAAACUUGCUCAAACGCAGUGUCAGGUGGAAUUUUCUAUCUUAUUUAUUUUUUCAUACAGUUAUAGAUGAGAGGCCAAUCAUCUAUGAUGUCCGCGCACAACCCCAUUUCGUGGACAGCACUGCUGGAAGCCGUGACCUCUAGAUGGUAUGAAUAGACCUUUUCCAUCUUUGUACAUUGUCUGAAGGAUAAGUUGAAGAUUGGACAACGUCUGUGAUUUGACAUUCGUUUAUUCUUUCAAUUUCAGACUGUUAGUAGGGAAAUUCGGAAGAUUUUGACAGAGAGGGCAGCCAAGUUCAAUAUUGCAAUGGAUAAUGUAGUUGGUUGCUAUUAUGUUUAUGGGCUAGCCUUUGUAGGAUUUGGGGUUUUAUUUUGUGAAUUAUGUAGAAUCGUGAAUGAAGAUGAGAAAAUUAAUGGAAAGUCCCAAUUUUUGGAUGAUGAGAAA